CCAUGCGGAAAACUGCAGGGUAGAGAAGAGAAGAGAAGUGCCCGACUUUGGAAAUAGCGCAAGUGACUGAGGGCUGGUUUACUGAUGAGAGUUGAGAACUGCAGUGAGGAUCAAGGUCGAGGCGGUCCCAGGAGUUGUAAGGGAUCUAUGUUGCCACGUACAGGAAUGGAUGGAGAUAUUUAUCAAGACACACCACACAGAAGAAGGUCAUUUAAAAGCAAGGCACCCUCUCCUCCAGUGGCGCUGCAUGGUCCAGCUGUUUCAUCAGGAGUUCCUGUGUUUCCCAACACAGCCAUGGAGCAGGAGAAAAGUCCUUUAGAGCAGGAGCUUGCACUGAUGGUGGUGCUGCCUGAAGGAGUGGAGAAAAGCAUGACAGUGCAUGGCAGCGAGCCUGUGAUGGACCUGCUAGUUAUGUUGUGUGCAAAGUACCAUCUGAACCCAUCAGGCUACACCAUUGAGCUGGUCUCUGCCAACAAAAAACACAUUAAGUUUAAACCCAACUCUCUUAUCGGAGCGCUGGAGGCUGAGAAGGUUCUGCUCAAGCCCAAAGGCAUGGAGGACAAGAACAAGAAGACUGGACCACAGAUGCCAGAGGCUACAGUGCGUCUGGUAAUAAAUUAUAAAAGGACCCAGAAGACGUUUUUGCGAGUGAACCCACAAGUCCCUCUGCGAGAGUUGCUACCUGCGAUAUGUGAGAAAUGUGAAUUCGAGGUGCAGAAUACUGUGUUGCUGCGAACCAUAAACUCAGAGGAGCCUCUGGACCUCAACUGCUGCCUCAACGACCUCCGCCUUAGUGACCUCGGCCCCAGGGAGCUCUACGCCAGAGACACACGGGUUAAUAGUCCAACAAACUUCCCUCCAUCACCGACUCAUUCAGAUAUAAUUCAACCCGGCAAGGACAAACUCCAGAAAGAAAAAGAGAAUAAAGGACUGUUUGGCAUGUUUAAACGAGGGAGUAAGAAGAAACUGGAACGGGCUUCCACAGUGAGCGCACCAGCGUCCCCGAUCAACAGGAGAGCCAGGCCGAUGAGCAUGAGUGCUAUAAACGUGCAUUCCCCACCGUACGACUCAAACACUAUGCCUGCAGACAUGCCGAAGAAGAAACGGGCCCCUCUGCCCCCUAACAUGAGGCCUCCUGACCUUAACCAUCAGCACAGCAACUCUCAAACAGCCAGUCAAUCUGAUGGCAACCAGGUCAGAAGAGGGCUGAGUCGAAGCUUGUCCUCUGAGUCAUCUCUAAAAAGCAUUAAAAGGAGGGCUCCUCCACCCCCAACCUCCGCUGACAACCUGUCACUGACCCAGGAUGUAAAAAUGCAGGACACAUCAUCUACAACAGAUCUGCCAACGACUCUUGAGGAGAUUCAGGAAAAUCCGGAGGCUCAGCUGGUCACAGAGACCCCUGCUGUUCCUGUAAGCUCUAGUCCUGAGAGUCUGAGUCCAGUGCAGGAGCUCCUUGAAGACGACAGUAGCAUCAACCUAUCCGCCGAUGUCUCCCUGGACUCCGGGAGAGCCGGAACCGCCUCUCCGUCUCAGGGCUCAGAGAUGGACACCGUAGCUCCACCUGGGGAAAGUGCUUUAGAAGUGUCAUGUGACCUGACCACAGAUGGCAAACUAAGUGCAGCCUCUGAAGAGAACAGAGAUCAGUUAGAUGCCGAUGCUCGAUUACAGCCAGUGGACAGCGCUGGUUCUGUAAAGACGACUACAGCUACAAAGGACGAGAGCACGGACACAAUGGAUAUCUCAGAGGACAUUUUAACCCCGACUCAGCGAGCAGAGCCCCAGGUUCCUCCUAAACCCGCCCGUGCAGUUGCCUCGGUUCAGACGAUUCAAGACGUCGACCUCGCUGAAGCCAGCGGAGGUCAAACAAACGUUACGGUUCAAACAGAGGCAUGGAAGUCCACUGAACCUUUAUUCAGCCCACCAUCAGAGCCAAACUCUUCGAUGGUCUUAACCUCAGGGGGUUCCAAGAGGAACACGGGCACGUAUACAGACGAGCGUCACAUGCAAAUCUCAGAAAGACAAAAAUCUAUACAGACUCACGGUCCUCAGAGCCAAAAAUUCACAUACACACAAGCCUCUGAGAUGCAUCCGACCCCACAGGUUCCCCUAGCCGCUAAAGCUGGAAGCUUGCACACCCCUACUAAGCCCUCCAACGAGGUCACACGCAACUACAUCCCCAAAGCUGGUAUGACUACCUAUACCAUAGUUCCUCCCAAAUCCCUCGACAAGCUUCGCUUCUUUGAGGUGGAGCUGACCCUUGAGUCCUCCAGCAUGCCUGGAGUUCAGGAAGUGACCGCUGACACUUUGGAUCACAGAUCUUCAUCUUCAUACAAGUUUGAGAAUAGAUCUGGCAGUCCCAGCCAGCCGCCAUACAUUCCUUCACCAGAAAAACAAGUCCCACCUCCAGUAAGGUGUGAGAGCAGGUCAGGCAGCGCUAGUUCACUUUCCCAGUCUAUUCCCUCAUCCCCAGUAUCUACUGAGGUCAAGGAGAAGAAAGUUCCACCUUCAAUCAGGCCCAAACCGGCUUCUUUCCGCUUACCACAGCAUAACAAAACACCUGGGAGUUACGUAAGCUCUGCAGCGGUGCGCAGCAUGAGUUUAAGUGACAGUUCAGAAACAGGUAGUCCCCAAAAAGAGACUUUCCCCAUGGCUACUGAGGACUGUUUUCCUCCCCCUCCACCACCUAUCCAGUGGGAGGACGAAAGAGAAACAAGAAAUGGCCAACAUGUUCCAUUGCCAAUGUCCCCACUUAAGCAGGAAAAUGGGAACAGAUUCUUCAGUCUACCGAGGGCGGACGUGUCCAGUGGGUCAGCACAUUCUGUAUUGUCACGUCAGUCGAGUCUACCAGCCACUAGUCUGUCUCUGGAGAAGCUGCGCAGUUUUGCGGCACCGAAACCGUACUCCCCCAACCCACCUCGUAGUUUCGCUCAGACCGUCUUCUCUACUGCCAAGAGGACCCAGUCUCUUAACUACAGUCCUGUAGGGCAGUCCGGCCACAAGGUCCCGCUGGCCCUCACCAGACAUAGUCCCCUAAGAGAGUCUGAUGAACUGCCGGAUUCACCCACUGACACAGAUGUGGAACCUGGACCCAAUCAGAGGAAGAGCCGUAGUGACUCAUUUCCAACUGAUGAUACUGAUGAGGUUUGGAAGAGGAGAACAACUGACCUCUCCCUGCCCAGUGAAUCUAAUGCUCACUAUGUCUAAGAAUCUGUCGUGUCUCCUGUGAUUCGUCCCAUGCCGAAGACUUUUUAUCUGUUCUUUAGCUUUGAUCUGACCUUAGUGCCUUGGUGUGUUUGAGCUUAGUGCCUUUACAUUCUGUCUUCACCAGCCAAUUUCCACUUCCACUGUCUACGAUAUGAAUGAUUUAGUCAUUUUUUACUGUCCAUGGUAUGGAUGAUUUAGUCAGUUCACUUAAGUCAGGCGAACACAGGUACAGUCCUGAAAGGCCACAGCACUGCAGUAAGAUGUUUUAUUUUUUUUAAUGAUUUGUUUUACUUGUGCUUGAUAGAAGAGUUAUUACAAUUCCUUCCAAAGUUGAAUUGUUUGAAACCAUACUUUUUGGCUAUAUUUAAUAUGAGACAAUGCAAAAUUUUGCUAGAGUAUUAUAAAAUGACAUUCAUUGCUUUUAGAACUACUUAUAAAAAACAGAGAAAACUGGAGCAAGGUUGUUACCAUGAUUGUUUUAAGCAGGUGGAGAACUGAACUACAGGAAUCAAUGUGUUAACAUAAAAUAGACAUAAAAGUUGCAAAAUAAUAAAAAAUCCGAAUUAAGAAAUACACCGUUGACUGCAUAAUGGAAUUCUUAUGUCUCAAAAAUCAAGAUGGUUUUAGCUGGUUUAGCUGGUGACUGAUCCCAGAAAGCUGGUGUUAGGUGGUCUAGCUGGUCUUUCAGCUGUUUUUUUCAGCCUGACCAGUUAAAAGCAACCUGACCAGAUCAGACAGAACAGCUAAAAUGGUUGCCAGCUAAAACCAGCUUGUUGGUCCAGGCUAGUUUUUUCUUUUUCAGAACUGAUCCAGAAUAGGACUGCAGACUAACAGUCUCAAUGUGUGGGGAAUACACUGCACCUGCCCUUAGCUGUUAGAGAUUUAUAAGUGUUUAUUGCUUCUAUUUUAGUUCCUUUUAAAUGUAUUAAUUAUAUGAAAUACGUUCUUAUUACGGCCAACCCUUGUUGCAUUGUUUUCUAUGAUUUCUUUUAAUUAUGUAUAUGUAUAAUUUUAUGGAAGAUGGUUUGUUCAAUUCCAUGUGUUUUUCUUUAACUUAUUAGGUGUAGGGUUUAAAGUGCUGUAAUUAUCAGGUGAUGUGGAAAAGGUACUUUAAAAUGACCAUCUGGUAUUACCCUAUACUUGUGUGCAUGCAUACUGAACACAUACCUGUAGUACAGGUAGCAUUACUAGUGCCUAUUACAUAACUGCAAAUUACACGGAUCACAGUGAGAUAAGCAGUAUGUAAUGGCAUAUACCUACACAGAUAAUAAGGCCUUACACAUAUAGGAGAAAUGCAUCACAGACAGAGAAGAAAAAAAAAUCAACCAAGCUGAGCUUUUAAAAAAGGCACUGGUCUGCUCAUGCUUGUUUUAAGACAGUACUGCUGUAAUAUUUGGAAUUGUUAUUUUCAUUAAAGUUUAAAACCACAGUCAA
This is a messenger RNA of Trichomycterus rosablanca, 4638 nucleotides long. It is a transcript of the gene cobll1b, whose product is annotated as cordon-bleu WH2 repeat protein-like 1b. The record is from RefSeq and is a predicted model, not a curated record. Gene Ontology annotation, molecular function: actin monomer binding. Bases 85 to 3204 code for a protein of 1039 amino acids. Lineage: Eukaryota; Metazoa; Chordata; Actinopteri; Siluriformes; Trichomycteridae. The transcript is spliced from 14 exons.